AUGGUGAUUACAAUCAUUGCUAUAGUUGAAAAGGUUUUGGAUAAAUCCACUACUGAUGAGGAAAUUUAUGUGGAGAAACCUUUAAUGUCAUAUAGUUUUGAUCUGGGAAUUAAUUCAUAUAAAUCAAUAGAGAAAAUUUAUACAGAGAAAUCUUUAAUGCCAUAUAGUUUUGAUCUGGGAAUUGAUACCAUUAAUAAUAAUUCAUACAAGUCAACAGAAAAAAUUAAUGAUAGUUUUGAUCUGGGAAUUAAUGCCAUUAAUAAUAAUUCAUACAAGUCAACAGAAAAAAUUCCUUAUAGUUUUGAUCUGGGAAUUAAUGCCAUUAAUAAUAAUUCAUACAAGUCAAUAGAAAAAAUUAAUGAUAGUUUUGAUCUGGGAAUUAAUGCCAUUAAUAAUAAUUCAUACAAUUUUGAUCUGGGAAUUAAUGCCAUUAAUAAUAAUUCAUACAAGUCAACAGAAAAAAUUCCUUAUAGUUUUGAUCUGGGAAUUGAUACCAUUAAUAAUAAUUCAUACAAGUCAACAGAAAAAAUUAAUGAUAGUUUUGAUCUGGGAAUUAAUACCAUUAAUAAUAAUUCAUACAAGUCAACAGAAAAAAUUCCUUAUAGUUUUGAUCUGGGAAUUAAUACCGUUAAUAAUAAUUCAUACAAGUCAACAGAAAAAAUUCCUUAUAGUUUUGAUCUGAUGGGAGUUGGUAACAAUUCAACAAUAACAACACCAAGUAUUUCAGUAAAUAAUAAAAAACAAAAAUGGCAAAAGAAAAAAAUGCCAAGUAUUUCAGUAAAUAAUAAAAAACAAAAAUGGCAAAAGAAAAAAAUGCCAAAUAUUUCAGUAAAUAAAAAAAAUCAAAAAUGGCAAAAGAAAAAAAUGCCAAAUCUAAAGGAAAUAUCCAGUUCUUUAGGAGGCCCUAUUCACAAUUUAAUUACUGCAAUUACUAUUUUUAAAAACAACCCUCAAAUGAAUGUUGCUGAAUUAGCUCGUAAAUGUAAUACAUUAACUAUAUCCAAAUUAAUGAAUGAAACAAAUUCAAACAAUUAUAAAGAGGAAAUCACUAAAAGAUUUCUUGAGGAUGGUUAUGAUGAUAUAGAGGAAUCUUUGAAACCUUGGAUUCUUGACUUAGUUGAAAAGGUCUUGGAUAAAUCCACUACCGAUGAGGAAAUUUAUGUGGAGAAACCUUUAAUGUCAUAUAGUUUUGAUCUGGGAAUUAAUUCAUAUAAAUCAAUAGAGAAAAUUUAUACAGAGAAAUCUUUAAUGCCAUAUAGUUUUGAUCUGGGAAUUGAUACCAUUAAUAAUAAUUCAUACAAGUCAACAGAAAAAAUUAAUGAUAGUUUUGAUCUGGGAAUUAAUGCCAUUAAUAAUAAUUCAUACAAGUCAACAGAAAAAAUUCCUUAUAGUUUUGAUCUGGGAAUUGAUACCAUUAAUAAUAAUUCAUACAA
Molecule: messenger RNA, 1433 nt
Organism: Entrophospora sp. SA101
Lineage: Eukaryota; Fungi; Glomeromycota; Glomeromycetes; Entrophosporales; Entrophosporaceae
Source: the annotation of a GenBank genome assembly